This is a messenger RNA of Danio aesculapii, 1241 nucleotides long. RefSeq names its product IGFBP domain-containing protein. The transcript has 4 exons. Gene Ontology annotation, molecular function: insulin-like growth factor binding. The coding region runs from base 37 to 702 and encodes 221 amino acids. Lineage: Eukaryota; Metazoa; Chordata; Actinopteri; Cypriniformes; Danionidae. Gene Ontology annotation, cellular component: extracellular region. The record is from RefSeq and is a predicted model, not a curated record. Gene Ontology annotation, biological process: regulation of signal transduction; regulation of cell growth.
GGGGCGUACGGUUGAGGUCAAUCCGUCUUGGGCAACAUGCGUCCAUGCAUCUUGCUCAUCUUGUGGAUGAUAAUGGCGGUGGAAAUGGAGGAGCAGAAGAUCCUCCAAUCCCUGCAUUGUCCUCCCUGUGAGCGCAUCCACUGUUCCCCUCGUCGGGCGCUGAAGCUCCAGUGUCAGGGCGGCAUCACCACUGGGAUUUGUGGGUGCUGUCCGAUCUGUGCUAAACUGGCAGGUGAAAACUGUGGAGGGACAUGGGAUUAUCUGGGGAAGUGUGAUGAAGGGCUGGUUUGCAUUCAUGAAGAAGCAGCAGAUGGAAAAGCAGAGGCCGAACUCAAGGGAACCUGCAAAUCAGUGCUUGAGGUUCUCAAAGGUGACACAUGCAGACCUGAGUGCACAUGGGAGUUCUGCAAGGCCAACCCCAAUGAAAUCUGUUCAGCAAGGUCUGUGCUGCUGAUGGAGAAGCGUGAAUGUGGAGGUCAAUGCCAGCACACCACCUGCUCCAGCUGUUUGCUUCUCAGACCUCCGUCCUGUUCUCAGUCCUGUUCCCCGACAGACCACGUGUGUCUGCACCGCUUCGGCCGGUGUGUGCGCGGACACCUGACUGAAGACAAACAUCCACCCAUCUGCCACCACAACCUACAGAAUAACUCUGAGGGAUUCUUCAUGUGUUUGGCUCCUGCCUGCCCAUCUACAGCAAAAUGAUUCUUCAUUAUACAUUUAAAGAGGGACCCAAAUAAUCUAAUCCAGUGAUGAAAUGUAGCACAAAAGGCAGCUAUUUUUAACACAGUUUUUUUUUGCUUUAUAAAGUAAAUCAUUAAUAAUAAUAAAAACAAAUGUGUGUGAUAUAUAAAUGCAAUGAAACUACAAAAAUUAAUGUUGUAUGUCUUUUUGUAUAUUGUCAAAUAUAAUCUAAAACUCUUUUUUGUCAUUAAAACAUGCUAAAACCACCUGCAUUUCCCUGAAUAUUAAUAUAUUUAUAAUUAUGAGGUUUAAAAAUCUAUUUUUUUAUUCUGUUUGAUGAUUUUUUUUUUAAAUAAAAGGAAUGUUAGAAUGAUUCCUCUGAAAAAAAGUACCCACCGCAGAAAUGUUCCCACCUCUGUUACUGAAUAACUAUACAUUUAUGAGCCUGCAAUUAAACAUCCGGAAGGCAGAACAAAGCGCAGAUCAACAACAGAUCAAGCAGUUCUUUUGAAGUCUGUCUCAUAUAAAGCAGCUUGAAAAAUAGGAAAUGGUUGAUUCUA